CUCCCUCUCGCUCCCCUUUGGGGGCACUCAGUUCUGGGGGAGCCGCAGCCCGGCCCGGGGUGAGGGGGGGAGACACUGGGACUAGUCGCGCGUAUUCCCCGGGCCAUCAUGAGGAGCAAAGGUGCCGGGCGGGGCGGUGAGGCGUGGAGCUUUUUCUUCAUCCCAAAUUUUCCUUAAUAGAAUUUAUAUUAAAAAUAACAAUAAUAGAUAGUGUAAUAAUUAUUUCGCUUGUGUGUCUUCCCGAGGUGAGAUUGAAUAAGGUGCUAUCUCGAUUGCAGCUGGAGUAUGUGGAGCUGGGUCUUUUUAUGCGCUGUAGGGAGCAUGCCCAAAGAGAAAGCUUCCCUGACGUUGAUUAUUGUUUUUGUAUAUGUAUUUUUUUUUCUUUGUGUACUUACGUGUGUGCCUAAUAUUUGAAGGAAGCAGGGUAUUUUAAAAGUUUUUCGUCAGCCUGUGUAAGAGAGGCUUGCUUUCUUGCAAUAGGAGUUGAAGACUUGUUGAGUUAGCAUUGAGUUAGAAGAGGAAAAAGAAGGGGGAGCAUAAGGGGGUGGAGUUGGUAGUAGAGAGAACUGAAGAGGCACUUUACUGUGGACAAACUAUUGUGACGCACUUACUACUACUGAUGGCUGCUGCCAAACCUUCCCCAGACUUGCUGUGAUCAGCACAUUCGGUAGAACAAUGGGGCUAGAACAGGGAACUUGGCCAGAAGCUGCACAAUCACUGCAUCUACUCUUCACUCCUACAUUUCAACACAGUAUCUGAUCCAUGGGAAAUUAGAGCCUACUGUGGGGUGUUUUUUUUUUUUUUUUUCCUUUCAAUUAGCCAAACCCACCCGUAGUAUUUGGUUUAUAUGAUUGGAUUAGAAAAUUAGAGUUGCAGAGUUCUUGCCUUUAGUGUUUUAAAAUUAACUUUUAAAAAAAAAGACCAAAUGGCAAAGCAACCGUCAGAUCUAAAUUCUGAGUGUGACCGAGAAGGUGGACAAUUGCAGCCUACAGAAAGGCCUACUCAACCUCAACUCAGACCAGGGGCCCCUACCUCUAUACAAACACAAUAUCAAGGUAAUUCAGGUGAAGGGGACAGCUGCUCACCUAGCAGCCCUCAGGGACCGUUUGCACCACCCACUAGCCCUAGCCCGUUUGCUACCAGAUCCCCACUUUUCAUCUUUGUAAGAAGAUCCCCACUGCUGCCUCGAUCUUCCAGUGGGUAUUUCUCUUUUGACACAGACAGGAGUCCAGCGCCUAUGAGUUGUGACAAAUCUACACAAACUCCAAGCCCUCCUUGUCAAGCCUUCAAUCAUUAUCUAAGUGCAAUGGGUAAGCAAGAUCAUGCUUCCAUGAGGCAGUCUCAAUCAAUACCUGCAGAUAUGCGACCAGAAAUUUGGAUUGCACAAGAAUUGCGACGUAUUGGAGAUGAAUUUAAUGCUUAUUAUCCAAGAAGGGGUUAUUUGGAUAAUAACUAUCAAGCAGCAGAUGAUCAUCACCAAAUGGUUAUUUUACGGCUAUUACAUUACAUCAUCCGCCUUGUUUGGAGAAUGCAGUGACAAUUCUUUAAGAAGUGAAAGAGUGCACAGAAAUUUUUACUUGUUACAUACAAGUCAUCAAGUAAAAGUACCACUUGCAUCUUCGUAUCAUUACUAUGCAAUCAACAGGUUCUUUCCCUAAAGGACAGAAGGGCAAUAGGACUCCACAUUUUUGAAGACACCUGUACAUGAACUUGAAAGUGGAUUUUGUUCAUCACAUGGCGAAAUUUUGUAAAAGGGAGUUCAUUGUGAAUGUAGAUGAUGGAUUUUUUUAAAUGUAUCAAUCACCAUUCUUUGAAGCAGCAUUUUAUGCAAGGGUGGUGUUUACAUGGGUUUGUUUUUCAACUUCUUUAAGAAGAAGGAACAAGUUUUCAAAAAGGAAAUGGAAACUUUUUGACAAACUCAUGAAUGAUUUUUGUACUAAAUUUUAAGAACCUAUUGCUUAAGUCUCAAAAGAGGAUGAUGUAUAUAUCCUGCAGUGGAAACUGAGCCAGCUAAUUUGUAAGCUGCCUUAGUUUAUUUUGGGGGGACUAUUGUACAGUUUUUUUCUUCUCUUUUUUCUUUUUAGCAGGGAGAAAUAUGUCUCCCCUGUUGUUCUAGCCUCUUUUUUUCUGUACUAUCUUUAUACCAAAAUCAGCAUAAUAAAAUGGAGCUGGUUAAAAAGGAGUAGGUUGUCAGCCUACACCAACAUGUUUCUCCCCUUUGUAAAUACUUAACUCCCUCUUAAAAUUUACUUGUAUCUGUGGCAGACUUGACUGUCAAGGGGCUAGACUUGAGGCUACCUUUGAGCACUCCCUAUCUUCUUUUGGAGAGCUUCCAGUUUUUGUAGCCAGUUUAGAUUCUUAGAGAUACAAAUAGAUUCCAAGUAAAUUAACAUGGUUUCAAAAUUAAAUCAAAUAGAAUUAAAAUAAUUUUGGUCUUGACAUAGUGGUCUUGACAAUAGUAACGAGUAUCACUUUUUUUUUUUUUUUUUUUUUUUUUUUUAAAAUAAUGAUCACCAGCCUGGGCAGUAUUUGUUUUAACUUAUUUUAAUGGAUGAUGUUUCUUUGGAAAGUCUGAGGAGGCUGUAGCAAUAAAAGAAACGGAAUAGUGAGUUGGUUGGGACUUUUGGCUACUGGCUACUGUUUAUAGAUUGUUAAUGCAGGGAUGAAAUGCUGUAGUUGUAGAAUACAAAGAGCCAAAAGUUUUCAGUCACCCUCAGAAAGACUUGAUUGAUUGCAUGACCAAAGCUUGAGUCCAGAUUGCCCAAUAAUUUAACUAAAUAGGAAAUGCCUUGCUAGCUGAGGUGGGAUUGGGGGAAACUCCUUCAGUUGACAGUUUUAAAGACUCAUCAAUGAGAUUUUCUUUAGAAUCCCACUAACCUAUGAUGCCUGAAAUUCCCAAAAUCAAAUUCCUUCGGAAGUACAGGUUUAAUUCUGGUUUCACCAGUACCCUAGAAAAAUUCAAUUGGGCAUAAUUAUGAAAUAUUCCAACAUAUUUAAUAUUUCAAGCCAUCUCUAAGCCUCUGAGUGCCAUUUUCUUUCUUACAUUUUAAUUUGAGAGGUAAUUUUUAAAUGAAUUCUAUGCACUGGUUAUCAGUGCCUCAUCCCUGGCAGGUGUAGCUCUUCCCUUAAAUAUGAUCCUAUUCCUGAUUAUUGUAACUUUUACAUCUUGAAGUUGACACCAAAGUCAGAACUAAGAAUCUAAAAAGGUUUAUUAUUUUUUUUUUCAAAGAAAAACAGUCCAUGGAGUUUGCAUUUUAUCCACCAAUGGGAGAGGGAGGUCAUAUGGUUUGGGGGAUUGUUUCAUGAACCCCGCUACUUUUUCAUGGUGAAAAGUUAGCCUUCUGAGCAAUUUUUUGUUUCAUAGUAAUUUUUGGAUUGUCAGCAGUGCCAACUUUUGCCCCUUAGAAGAUCCAGUGUUCCUGUAAUUCUGCUUGACAAUUGAUGAAAACUAUGUUGAAUAUGUGGUUUCAUAAUUACAUAUAUUUUUUUGGGGGGGUAUAUCCAUUUUUCCCAUAUAUUCAGAGGAUUUUUUUUCUCUACCAUUGAAGGAUUUUUCUUUCCCUCUUAGUGAUUUGAAAUUAGGUUCAUAGGAAUUAUGUUGGAUCUCAGCUAUGGUUUCUUGAAUUAGUCUUGAAACCUUAUAUAGUAAGGUCACAUUGUCCACUGGUUGUGAGAAUGAACAAAGACUGUAACAGAAAGUAUUAAAAUUUGUGUACCUUGCUGGACACACCAAAGAUGUUUGGUUCCACCUGAAUCCCCCACUUGGAUAUCUAUGAUCAUAUGCUAAUUUCUACAGCUGGAGCACUUUACUUCUGUUUCUUUUAAGUAUCCAUCUCCCCUGGGAGCUGGAAGCAAUGCAACUGAUAAAAAGGACAUUUUUGUAAGGCUCUGCUGGCCCAGUGCCACAGUGGGGAUUAAUGUCCUUUUUUGUACAUUUACCUCAAGCAUGGUAGAGCAACAGGUUUGCCACCAUUGCUUCAGGCUGAUGAUAUAGAUAAGCCUAGUAGAAAUUCUAUGAAUUAUGGAAGCAGUAGAGAAUAGGAUGUUGGCACCAUGAGUUUGAGAGAGAAAUACAUUUCUCUGUACUGUAUCUCUUAGAGAUCACGAUGCCUGCAGUAGGAGUAUACUUUGGUAUACUUUUUUUUUUUUUUAAAGACAGCUAGUUCCACUUUUUGAAAACUUAAUGCGGGUUUUGUGCCUUGACAACCUCUACCCACGUUGGGUUUGUAGUAAGUCUCCCAUGGCAUAACACUGAAAUGCAAUAAGCAAAUACAAAAUAGUUAAUUCCAUGAGUAACUCUUCAGAUGACAUAUCCUUUCUAUCCUGCCAAAACUUUAUGAAGAAUUUUCUUUGGUUGUGGAGAAACCAGUUUAAAUUUCUUCUGAUAUAAAAAUUUGUAUAAAAAUUUUCCCUCAUUCCCUCCCUUAAAUCUCUCUUCUAUUUUACUGUAAAUAUUUGAAUAUUUAUUAGAGUAGGACAUCUUUACUUAACUCUUAUCAACUGAGCCAAAUGUCUGUGUGCAAUUGUGUGUGGUUCUUUUUGUCUUUUCUGUAAGAUUUUGUAAAUAAGUAAAAAUCACUGUUUUCUAAACUUUUUUUAGAGUUUGACAUUUGUAAAUAUGUAGAUUCUUUUCUGUGUAAUGUGUUCUACUGUUUCAUAAUGCUGUAACUUGUAGAAAUAAUGUAUAUUUAUUUUCUGCUUAUUUAAUUUCUCAUGUUCUGUAAAGUUAUGCAUUCCCUUUCCCUUCCCCAGAUUAUCUGCUUUAACACAGAAGGAGUGAUUGAUCAGUUUAACGCACUGUCUCUUUCAGUGCUGUCUGUAUGGUUUUUCUACUGUGGUCCUUUAGAUUUCAUUCUUAUUCAUUUUACUUUUUUUAAACUUUUAGGCUUUGCCAUUGUGGUUUUUAAAUGCGAAGGGAGCUGAUAAUAGCCAAAUGCUGGAAAUGACUCAAAGCAUUAACCAAUUUGAGUUGUUCCAGUUGUAAACCAUAGCAGAUUGUUUGCCCUAAGCGCCCCGCCUUUAGGUAGAAAAUACAUUUAGCUUGGGAAAAGUUUACUGCCAUUGACUAAUCAAAGUUGAGAAAACAAAAAGGUGAUCAGAUUGUAAAGGUUGCCAAGGUCUGGGAUUUGAGGGAUAAUUGAACAGGAGAUUACUUACCUUGUUUGAUUCACCUGGUUUUUUUCUCCUUUAUUUGUUAGGAAGGAAAUAAGGUGAGGACCCUAUGUUUUUGUUUUUGCCUUGUCCCCCCAGCCAUUUACUUGGGAGCAAGCUGAUGGGGGGGGGGGGGAUGUGUGUGUGUGUAAUAAGUUUACUUAUUUUAAGAUCAGUGUGUUAUUUACUUUGCAGUUGAAAUAUGGUUUAUCCUUCCUACUCUUCUUCCCUCAAUGGAAUAGUAAUCCAUUCUGAUAGCCCCAUUAAUUUGGCCUCAGUUUAGCUUGUAUUUCACUCGAGAUUAUUUUGAGUACAGAUGAAAGAAAUGUUUAAUUGGCUAUUAGGAUGUGCUAAGUUGUGAAUGUUUUAACAAAAUUUAUUUGCUGAUAGGCUCCAUAUAUAACAAGUGAAAAGCCCUGUCAUUACAGUUUAGUCUGGUGCCUACAUGUGUAUCUAUUACUCUGCACUCAUACACACAAUAGAUGUAUGGGAGCUUUGGUGCAUGCACACAGGUAAAUCAACUGUGUAACUUGAUAUUUACACAUACAUUUCCUUAUACAACAAGAAGCACCCUCAAGUUCUCUUGUAAAUAACUUGACUACUUAUUUUUUGGGGCUUUCAGAGAAUCUAAAUAUUUUGUACCCUGGUUUUAAGACCACUAAUACUGUAUACAAACUCAUCAGGUACCGAUAUGUACAUAGCACUGAUCUGUAACUUAGACUGAUUAAUCACUUACUUUGUUUCAUAGGACCCAGCAUAUGUAGCAUUUUUAUUGCAAUUUCCCUGGCUUACUUGUGUUUUGCACUGAUGAAUUUUUGACAGGGUAAUUGUCACUUUACUUGUGCAAUACUGCUGUAAAUAAUUGCAGAUUUUUUAAGGAAAACUCAAUCUUUUAUGUUCUUUAAUAAUGAAUUUUAUAUAAAUAAAACCUUCAACUAGU
Molecule: messenger RNA, 6091 nt
Organism: Antechinus flavipes (yellow-footed antechinus)
Lineage: Eukaryota; Metazoa; Chordata; Mammalia; Dasyuromorphia; Dasyuridae
Gene: BCL2L11
Product: BCL2 like 11
Exons: 4
Coding region: 926-1537 (203 amino acids)
Biological process (GO): meiosis I
Source: RefSeq, a predicted model, not a curated record